AUGACUACACGGUUUAAGAAGAGUAGAAAGCUGCGUGGACAUGUUUCUGCGGGUCAUGGACGGGUUGGAAAACAUAGAAAACAUCCCGGCGGCCGUGGCAAAGCUGGAGGCAUGCACCAUCAUCGAAUCCUGUUUGACAAAUACCACCCCGGGUAUUUUGGAAAGGUUGGUAUGAGACACUUUCACAAACUUCGUAACCAAUUUGAAUGUCCAACUAUAAACCUUGAUAGGCUAUGGAAUCUCGUACCCGAUGAGAUUAAAAAUAAGUGCUCUAAGGAUGGAAAGGCUCCAGUGGUUGAUGUUACAAAGGCUGGAUAUUUCAAGGUAUUAGGUACGGGGCAUCUGCCCGAACAGCCAUUAAUUGUUAAGGCUAGAUACUUUUCCAAGCUUUCGGAAGAGAAGAUCAAGAAAGCAGGAGGAGUAUGCAUUAUCACUACUUAA
Messenger RNA from Babesia microti strain RI, 441 nucleotides. Its product is annotated as large subunit ribosomal protein L27Ae. Gene Ontology annotation, biological process: translation. The coding region runs from base 1 to 441 and encodes 146 amino acids. Gene Ontology annotation, molecular function: structural constituent of ribosome. Gene Ontology annotation, cellular component: cytosolic large ribosomal subunit. The record is from RefSeq and is a predicted model, not a curated record. NCBI's taxonomy places the organism in Eukaryota, Apicomplexa, Aconoidasida, Piroplasmida, Babesiidae. The transcript is spliced from 2 exons.